CACGUGUAUUAUUCCAAGGCACGAUACGCCCUUACCUCGUCCAUUCAUCCUGCCAUCACAAUCUUUCGUUGUCAACAAACGAAAGCCUAUUUCGUCCUGCACCGGGCCGAGGUCAAACAUUACACCAGCGAAACCUCGCGUCAUACCGGAGCGUGCGGCUGAAACCCCCUUUUUCUCUGCUCAUCAGUCGCCUUGGGCCCCCCGAGCCUGACUGGCACUUCCACGGCCUAAAACACGCAUCCUCGUGCACCAUCCCACCAGCCCUGCCUCUCUUCCCUACCUACCUACCUAAGUAGCGUGCCGACUGUCGCCUGACCUUGAGUCGUGGUCCCCUGUCUUGCCUGCCCUUUUUUCCCUUUUUUUUCCCGGGUUGCCUGCACGUUGGUAGCCAGCUACCUACCGAACCCCUACUGCGGCUCUCCCCUCUCUCUUCAGCCCACAGUAACCCCCCCACCACCUCAGCAACUUCAUAAGUCCAGGAGCCGCGCCAUUCGAGUCGUCUCCGAAGAACGAUUUCCUGAUUUCCCUUUGGAUUUGAUCGCCCUCCACUCGCAUCGCAGUUACAAUGGCGUACAACAGACCCUACAACCCCGACGAGCUCCCAAGGUUCGCGGAACCCGAGCAGAAGGGCGGCGUUGCCCCGAAGCCUUCACAACCGCCUGCUUCUCAACCUCGUUACGAGAGCAAGCCCCCCCCGCCAGUCCCGCGCGACGAUUAUCACCGUCCUGAUCCCCGGAACGACCACCGCCGGCCGAGCCCCAACGCCAUGUACGGCGUCAGCUCUCCUCCUCCGACAGGCGGCCCGCGUCCUACUGCCCAACAUCGACCCCCACCCAACUCGAGACCGCCCCCGUCUCCUGCCCCUGAUGCCUCUGCCGAUGGCGCUGACCCGACUCUCCUACCCCUCUUUCGAGCCGUCGAUAAGGAUGGUACCGGCCAGCUUUCUGAACGCGAACUAUCCACCGCCCUCGUCAACGGCGACUGGACCGCUUUCGACCCGCAAACGGUGCGCAUGAUGAUCCGCAUGUUCGACUCCGACCGCAGCGGCACCAUCGGUUUCGCUGAGUUCUGCGGGCUUUGGUCCUUCCUCGCCUCGUGGCGCACCCUCUUUGACCGUUUCGACGCCGACCGCUCCGGCAAUAUCUCGCUCCCCGAGUUCAGCAACGCACUCAUCGCCUUCCGCUACCGCCUGAGCCCCGGCUUCGUCGAGCUCCUCUUCCGGACGUACGACAAGCGCGGUGAGGGCGUCAUGUCCUUCGACCUCUUCGUUCAGGCUUGCAUUUCACUCAAACGCAUGACGGACGUGUUCAAGAAGUACGACGACGACAGGGAUGGUUACAUCACAUUGAGCUUCGAGGACUUCCUGACGGAGAUUCUCAAGCAGCUCAAGUAGGCUUAUGCGAGGAAGUGGACUGAAGCACGACGAAGAUGUGGUUGUGCGGUGGGUUUCACAAGAGUGCGGGAGAUGGGCCCGAAAUAAGACAGCAUACUCGGAUAUGGCCGUCUCUAUGACGAGAGGUAUGCUUCGUUUUGCAUGGGAGGUUUAGAUACCCCGGGUAGAUGGGUGCAGGUAAUGGAGGGAGGAUCUUUGGUAUUGAGGAAUGGCACCCUUUGCACGAUGGGUUGUCGGUCUCAUGGUAUCUGAGUCGUAUGAUACGGAAUAUCAUCUGGAAAAGAGCAAAACUUGCAAAUUCCACAACUCCACUCCGACUUGAAUGGGCUUGAAGCCUAACGUCAGGGCUUAUAUUCAUGAUGAUGGUGGUGGAUGGUGUGUAUAGCUCCUGGAUUCUACCGGUUCAGUUUGUUUCUACGUCCGUUGAUAGCCAGGAAUUAGGGGCAAAGGAGCGAUACAGAUCAUGGGGCAAAACCAUCCGUGUCCAGCCUCUCAGUCUGUGCCCUCUCAUGUGUCUCAGACCAUGAAAAGACUCAAAAGACGAGGCCAGCGAUGAAGGGCAACUGUCUUGCUAUGGCUCACAUCUUGCAUGGCUAAAGACAAUGUCAUGCCAGGACCUACUGGACUUGAUUAGGCUAGCGGUGCUUGAGGUGUAUGGCUGCGUCACAAUCUCUUGUUUUAACAGUGGUUGCUAUGCUGGUUGCUAUGCAUUUACUCUGCGUCGGCAGCUUCCAGUGUGCAUGUGUACCCUACCAUGCAUAGCGAAAGGAGGACAAGGCAGGCAUUAAGCUGGUUAACAAGAACUCAGGAGAGAAGUGUCCACGCGGCCUUAACCCCAUCAACUUGAC
Colletotrichum destructivum is the source of this 2241-nucleotide messenger RNA. RefSeq names its product Putative EF-hand domain-containing protein. The transcript is spliced from 4 exons. NCBI's taxonomy places the organism in Eukaryota, Fungi, Ascomycota, Sordariomycetes, Glomerellales, Glomerellaceae. Bases 566 to 1393 code for a protein of 275 amino acids. Gene Ontology annotation, molecular function: calcium ion binding. The record is from RefSeq and is a predicted model, not a curated record.